Nannospalax galili (Upper Galilee mountains blind mole rat) is the source of this 2421-nucleotide messenger RNA. RefSeq names its product polycystin 2 like 1, transient receptor potential cation channel (gene Pkd2l1). Lineage: Eukaryota; Metazoa; Chordata; Mammalia; Rodentia; Spalacidae. The transcript has 15 exons. Gene Ontology annotation, molecular function: sodium channel activity; muscle alpha-actinin binding; calcium-activated potassium channel activity. Gene Ontology annotation, cellular component: membrane. Bases 157 to 2421 code for a protein of 754 amino acids. The record is from RefSeq and is a predicted model, not a curated record. Gene Ontology annotation, biological process: potassium ion transmembrane transport; detection of mechanical stimulus.
CUUCUCCACCCAGACAGGAGGCAGAGGCCAGGUCAGAGCAGCUGCUCUCAGACACCAUUCCUUUGGCCCUCUGCUGCCUGUGCCAGGCUGGCCCUUUGUUCCUGUUUCCCCAGUGAAAGUGGGCACCUGUGGUGCCUGAUCCCCACCUCCUUCUCCAUGAAAGCCAUGGAAAAUCCCAAGGGGCAGGAGCUUCAAACAGUGAGGAGUGGAGCCUGGGACAACCCUGCUUACAGUAGCCCCAUUUCCCUGCAUAGGACACUGAGGAUCUGCACUGUCUCCAGUGUGGCACUCCCCGAGCCUCAACCCAAGAAACCUGAAGACAGGUCCCAAGAGAAGACACAGAGAACCCUGGUGUCCAGCUGCUUCUUCCACAUCUGUCACAGCAUCAGAGGACUCUGGGGGACAACUCUGACCGAAAACAUAGCUGAGAACCGGGAGCUUUAUGUCAAGACCACACUGCGGGAGCUUCUAGUGUACAUCGUGUUCCUCGUGGACAUAUGUCUGUUGACCUAUGGAAUGACAAGCGCCAGUGCUUAUUACUAUACCAAAGUGAUGUCUGAGCUCUUCCUCCAUACCCUGUCAGACAAUGGAGUCUCCUUCCAGACCAUCAGCAGCAUGGCAGACUUCUGGGAUUUUGCUCAGGGCCCACUCCUGGAUAGUUUGUACUGGACGAAGUGGUACAACAACCAGAGCCUGGGCCAUGGCUCCCACUCCUUCAUCUACUAUGAGAACCUGUUGCUGGGAGUCCCGAGGUUACGACAGCUGCGGGUACGCAAUGACUCCUGCGUGGUACAUGAGGACUUCCGGGAGGACAUUUUGAGCUGCUACGAUGUCUACUCGCCAGACAAAGAAGAACAACUCCCCUUUGGUCUCCUCAAUGGCACAGCAUGGACCUACCAUUCACAGGAUGAGCUGGGGGGCUCCUCCCACUGGGGCAGGCUCACAAGCUACAGUGGAGGAGGCUACUACUUGGACCUUCCAGGAUCCCGACAGGCCAGUGCAGAGGCCCUCCAGGGCCUUCAGGAGGGGCUGUGGCUGGACAGGGGCACCCGGGUGGUCUUCAUUGACUUCUCAGUCUACAACGCCAACAUCAAUCUGUUCUGUGUUCUGAGACUGGUGGUGGAGUUCCCAGCCACAGGAGGUGCCAUCCCAUCCUGGCAAAUACGCACAGUUAAGCUGAUCCGCUAUGUCAGUAACUGGGACCUCUUCAUUGUUGGCUGUGAGGUUAUCUUUUGUGUCUUCAUCUUCUACUAUGUGGUGGAGGAAAUCCUGGAGCUCCACAUGCAUCGGCUUCACUACCUCAGCAGCAUCUGGAACAUACUAGACCUGGUGGUCAUCUCGCUCUCCAUUAUGGCUGUGGGUUUCCACAUAUUCCGAACCCUGGAAGUAAACCGUUUAAUGGGAAAGCUCCUGCAGCAGCCUAAUGUAUAUGCAGACUUUGAGUUCCUGGCCUUCUGGCAGACACAGUACAAUAACAUGAAUGCUGUUAACCUCUUCUUUGCCUGGAUCAAGGUAUUCAAGUACAUCAGCUUCAACAAAACCAUGACCCAGCUCUCCUCCACUCUGGCCCGCUGUGCCAAGGACAUCCUGGGCUUUGCUGUCAUGUUCUUCAUUGUCUUCUUCGCUUAUGCCCAGCUUGGCUACCUGCUUUUUGGGACCCAAGUGGAAAACUUUAGCACUUUCAUCAAGUGCAUUUUCACUCAGUUCCGGAUAAUCCUUGGGGACUUUGACUACAAUGCUAUCAACAAUGCCAACCGUGUCCUGGGCCCUAUCUACUUUGUCACUUAUGUCUUCUUCGUCUUCUUCGUGCUCCUGAACAUGUUCCUGGCCAUCAUAAAUGACACAUACUCAGAGGUCAAGGAGGAGCUGGCUGGACAGAAGGAUGAGUUGCAGCUUUCUGACCUCCUGAAAAAGAGCUACAAGAAGACUCUCCUAAGACUGCGCCUGAGGAAGGAACAGGUUUCAGAUGUGCAGAAGGUCCUGCAGGGUGGGGAGCAGGAGAUCCAGUUUGAGGAUUUCACCAACACCUUGAGGGAACUGGGUCAGGCAGAGCAUGAGAUCUCUGAGCUCACGGCUGCCUUCACCAGAUUUGAUCAGGAUGGGAAUCACAUUCUGGAUGAGAAAGAACAGGAACAGAUGCAACAAGAUCUGAAAGAGGAGAAGGUGGCCCUGAAUGCUGAGACUGAGAACCUGGGCCAGUCCAUUGGGCAUAGCCCACCAGGCAAAUUGGGCAUGGAGACUGCCAGAGAAGGAGGCUGGGUUUCUGGAGAAGAAUUCUUCACGCUCACAAGGAGAGUUAUGCACCUGGAGAGUGUUCUGGAAGGAGUUGUGUCCCAGAUUGAUGCUGUGGGCUCAAAGCUGAAGAUACUGGAGAGAAAGGGGUUGGGACUGGCUCCCUCCCUAGGACUAAUGAAUUCUUGA